AUGGCCGCGGACCUCUCAGACCCAGCGAUUGUCGCGGCUAUCGAGGCCAUCUCGGACCCCGUCUCUCCUGUCUCGAUUAUCGCUCUCACCUACCAUCCGACGCAAGAGAAGACCCUGUCCUUGGUCUCGACAGCGUUCGACCCAUGGGUGCCGCACUGGCAAGAGACGAUAAACGUGCAUAAGGCGGAACCGCUCUUUGGGUAUGGUAUCGUCGCGAAGGGAAGGCCGCUACGGGAAGGCGGUGAGAAAGGGGUGGUGCUAGUCUACCUGCCAGAGGAGGUCACCGGAGUACGACGAGCUCGAGCUGUGGUGCAUUCCAGGGCUCUGGCCAACAAGUUCCCCGACUACUCUGCGAUCAUCACCAUCUCACACCCCUCACAAAUCACCGAAGAGUUCGUCCGAGACCAAGUGAACUACUAUAAUCAGCCCGUUCCCACUCCCACAUCGAGCCCUAUCAAACCCCGUACGCCCGCACAAAUGGGUAUCGGGCUCGGACUAGGUCGGCCGUCCGGCUCGACUGACGAGUCUUCCCGCGCCGCCUCGCCCUCGAUUCGCGGUAUCCAGCCGUCCUCGUCUUCCGCUCGGUCGAUGGACCGGCCCCUCCCCGCUCCGCCGGCUCAGCCGCUGGACCUCCCGGACAAUCCUAGGCUGAGCACACCGACCCCGCCAAGAUCAUCCAGUCCUACUGGACAGCGGUACGCGUCCGGACCUGUGGAGCAUCAGCACAGCCGGAAAGAGUCGCUCUCUUCCCGCUUCACGAAGGCUUUGCCGUCAUUUACCAAGUCGCACAAGGACAAGCCGGAGCAAGGGAGCGGAGGGGACUCGCCAAAGUCCCCUUCGAGAUUUGACGCGCUUACGUCGGGCUUCGGAAGGGGAGAUAAUAGGCGGGACGGGGAGCAGCAACAUUCCCCCAGAAUGGCGUCUGGAGAUGGGAGAUUCGGGCACGGUCGGGAGGCGGAAGCGGUGCACUCUGCGCACGGGCAAACGGCGCCGUCGGAGCAAGCAGGCGAUGGGGUGGACAAUGGAGGGUCGAUUCUUUCAGGUUCGGUCCAGCAGCCUCUAGCGUCGGGACCACACAGCCGAGGUGUUCACUUCGAAUCAUCCGACCCUACUCCCGCUUCAUCCAGCGAGUGGCAAGUACCGGAUGCCAAUGCGAUCCAGGGGCCUCCGCGACUGCAGAGUCUGCCCGAGGUGACCCAAGCGCCACCGACCGGCUCGAUGGCGGCGGAGUCACUUCCGCCUCCCCCUCCACCGAAAGCCCUUCCCACUGUCCCCUCUCCUCAAGGCGCGGGAUCGACCUCACCCGUCGCUCCCACUCUCAACCGCCUACAUACCCUCGGCGCGAUCAUCCCCUACUCCGAAACCGAGUCGUCUUCACAACACCUUCACCCCAACCCCACCGCCGCCGCCGUCGAUCCCAGAUCCGCAGCUGUAGGCGUAACCUUCCCUAGCUCCCCGACUGGCGCGGCGGCGCUCUCUACGGCACGCGCAAAGCAGCUCGAUGCGGAGACGAGGAUGCACGACGAGUUCCGUCGGACGGAGGAGGAGCGGACCCGCAUACGUGUCAAUUCGGGGAAUCGGAAUGCGGGCAUUGUGAGGACUCCGACGCCCAUGCAGCGACGAGAAGAGGGGGAGGACGAUGAUGAGGAGGGUCUGCCGUAUGAUCGCCCGGACAAGGACGAGAUGGCAGAGGAGACCAGAGGGUCUGGCGGGUAUGCCCAGGAUUCAUCGAGGUAUAGCGGACCGCCGCCCGACUACCACCACCAGUCGCAUCAUGCCAACUCAGCCGGCGCGCAUGAGAUGCCUGUGCCCACUGUGUUGGUCGGAGAGGCGUCGAGACCCCUUCCUGCACCACCGCAGAAUGAUGCUAGUCUCGAGGAGCGUCAUGCGGAAGCGCGCAAUGCCGACGAGCAGCGUGCUCGAGCGGCAACCGAGGAGCAAGAGCGGGCAGCAGCUGAGGCCGAUUACAACAGGCGGGAACAAGAGGCUCGCCGAGCUGCAUUGGAGGCGGAUGAACGAGAGCGGGAGGAGCGGCGGCAGUUCGAUCUGCUCCGAGCGCGAGAGAAGGAAGAGCGGGAGCGCAGGGAGAGGGAGGCGGAAGAUGAGCGGCUGCGAGCAGAAGAAGAGGAAGCCAGGCGCAUCAAGAUUGAGCAAGAACGGGCGGCGGUUGCUGUGCAGGAAGCAGAAGCAGAGCAGGCGAAAGAAAGGGCGAGAAUACAAGCCGAGGCGGAAGCGCAGGCAGAGGCGAUGCAGGCUGAGCGGGAGAGGGUGCGCCGAGUGAGCGAUAAUAGGGAGAAACUCGUCAAGGGGAAGACAGGCGGAGGCGUCAUGCUGACUGGGCACGUCACAGUACAGACUACGAAAUCUGUCACCUGGCGGAGACGGCAUUUCCAGCUCUUCCCGACGGAGCUGAGGCUGUUCAAAUCAGAUACCGACACCACGCCCAUCCAGAUCAUCUCCCUUGCGGCCGGUACCAAAGUGUCGCAGACAUACGAAGAAAGUCAAGUCCAGGGGAGCUUCAAGAUUCUCUCUGCGGGCAAUGACGGAACGGGCGAGGACUUCUUUCUCUUCUCGGACUCGGUGGAAGACAAGGAGAUACUAUUGGAAGGGCUCAAUAUUGCACUAGGACAGUGA
Molecule: messenger RNA, 2634 nt
Organism: Dioszegia hungarica
Lineage: Eukaryota; Fungi; Basidiomycota; Tremellomycetes; Tremellales; Bulleribasidiaceae
Exons: 8
Coding region: 1-2634 (877 amino acids)
Source: RefSeq, a predicted model, not a curated record